This is a messenger RNA of Stegostoma tigrinum, 6144 nucleotides long. RefSeq names its product ligand of numb-protein X 2b (gene lnx2b). Gene Ontology annotation, molecular function: protein binding; metal ion binding; ubiquitin-protein transferase activity. Lineage: Eukaryota; Metazoa; Chordata; Chondrichthyes; Orectolobiformes; Stegostomatidae. The transcript has 10 exons. The record is from RefSeq and is a predicted model, not a curated record. The coding region runs from base 303 to 2294 and encodes 663 amino acids.
UUGAGGUUGUAGUUGAGAGGGUUCGUAAUACUGUGGUGACUGGCAAUACAAUGCAGUUUGAAUGUAUCUCUUUUUCUGCCGGGGAAGGGAGGGAGAGAUCUGUGUUUUGAAGCGUUAGUUCGUGAAAGAGCGGACUUUGUUCCUGUUCAGUCCAAAAAAAAGGACUCGUUCGACUUCAGUGAUUUCCUCCCACUGUCUCGAAAGGUUCGACAGUAAAGAAACAGACACUGACAAGUGCUACCUGAAAGUUUCCAGAAAAGAUCUGCUACUCUUUGAGGAGUUCUUAGUACUGUGUGGACAUCAUGAGUGACCUUAAGCCUGAAGAUGCAAGCCCAGCUGUUAAUGAAUUGUGUUGGGAGUGCGGUCAGGCCCAUAUGGUAGUAGAGAACCACUUGUAUGACUAUCAAGAUGAGGUGGAUGAUGAACUAGUUUGUCACAUUUGCCUGCAGCCCUUGCUGCAGCCUCUGGACACCCCAUGCGGCCACACGUUUUGUUUCAAGUGCCUGGAGAAUUUCCUGCAAGAGCAGGAUUUCUGCCCAAUGGAUCGUAAGAAGCUUCACUUCCAACACUGUCGUAAAUCCAGCCUUCUGGUGCGGAACCUACUCGAUAAGUUGAUUGUUUUUUGCCCUUUUCGAUUGGACUGUGGGAAGAUGAUGCAACGCUGUGAGUUGGACCCACAUCUCCGUAAUAGGUGCCCUGGCCUGACAAAGCAUAGAGUUAAAAAUGAAAACAAGAGGCAGUCUAGCUUGAAGAUAAACCAAGACACAGCACCAGAUGAUGCAACGAUAGCUUCAGAAGGUUCUGCAGCAUCUGUUGUUUCACUCCGGACAGCUGAGCCUGGACUUGUUAAUCCUGCUUUUGAAGAAGAUCGGGAAGAUGACUUGCCUCGAUUGUCAAGCCUUUUAGCAGAAACGACUAUUGUUGAAAUUCAUCGUGUAGAUCCUCAGGAGGAGCUAGGAAUUCGGAUAGUGGGUGGCAAAGAUACACCACUGUGUAACAUUGUGAUUCAGGAGAUUCUUCGGGACAGCAUUGUUGCUAGAAAUGGAAAGCUUGCACCUGGAGACCAUAUAACAGAGGUAAAUGGUGUGAACAUUACCAGUGUACCACACAGUUAUGCCAUCAAGAUACUGAGGCAGCCCAGCUCAGUCUGUCGGCUCUCAGUGCUGCAAGAAAGAGGGUUUGCCAUUCGAGGUUCUUCACAAGAAAGGAGCAACAGCAGUCACAAGCAGGCUCUGAAUGUGACAUUGCACAAAAGGGACCGAAGUGAACCAUUAGGCAUUAAACUGAUUCGGAAGGCGGAUGAGCCUGGAGUGUUUAUUUUGGAUCUCCUGGCAGGUGGCUUGGCUGCUCGGGAUGGAAAGCUGCGUAAUAAUGAUAAAGUGCUUAUGAUUAAUCAGCAGGACCUCAAAAAUGGAACUCCAGAAAUUGCAGCACAGAUAAUACAGUCCAGUGAAGGAAAUGUUAACUUUGUGAUCCAGAGAUACGCUAGUCAGCAAAGUUCAGAGGUUAUUGAUGAAGCUGGAUCAAACAACAGCAGCCCCCCUCGACAGCGCAGUAAAUCACUGCAGCAUCAUUGCCGUCGACGCUCCCAUUACCAAAAGGACCCGUCACAGAAUUCAUUGUGCCUAGAGAAGACAGUUCCAGUGAGAAAGGAGCCUCGUGAGUCUCUGGGAAUAACUAUUUCAGGCGGCCGUGAAAAUAAGUAUAAGGUUCCGAUCUAUGUGACCAGCAUCCAGCCUGUGGGCUGCCUCUAUAGGGAUGGCAGAAUCAAAAAGGGAAAUGUACUGCUGAGCAUAAAUGGAGUAGACCUCACACAGUUGAGUUAUAAUGAGGCAGUGUCAGUUCUCAAAUUGAAUACAGCCUCCUCUGCAGUGCUUCUGAAGGUUUUGGAUUUGCCCAACCCUGAGAUGUCACCAACAACUGAGGAGCUCAUGGAAGCGGGCAAGGAGAGUGAUUAUGAUUGGUCCCCACUCUGGGUCACAUGGCUAGGGUUACCAAGUUAUCUUCACUGUUGCAAUGACAUUACUCUGCAUAAAAGUAAUUCCGAAAGCUGGGGAUUUAGCAUCGUUGGGGGCGUUGAAGAAAGCCAAGACAACCAGCCUUUCUUUAUCAAAACCAUCGUACCCGGCACACCAGCAUACUUUGAUGGAAGACUAAAAUGCGGGGACGAGAUUGUGGCUGUAAAUGGAGUUUCCACUGCGGGCAUGAGCAAUUCAGCUGUAAUUCCAAUGUUGAAAGAACAGAGGAACAGAGUCACACUUACUGUUGUCUCAUGGCCAGGAAGUCAUGUGUGAAAGUAAAUUGAUGAGACAUUUUCCUCCAAAACUUAAAUCAUGAAGUGGCACAGUACAACCUAGAAAACAAGAAACUGCCCCAAUCUGUGGUCAAAUAGAAAAAUACCAGAUUACCAAAGUGCAUUUGUUAAAUCUCCUUUUUUUUAAACCACAGAGACUUGUGAUUUCACUUUACUCCAGCAAAAGACAAAUAGUUAAAGUAGUUUGUAAAUGCAAUGAGUGAAUCAUGGGGUGAUGGGAUAAAAGUCAAAGUUUGACCAUAAGUUUCCAAAUGAAUAUCCGGUGCAGGAUUUCCUACUUUCAACAAUCUGAAUAAAUUUCUUAAUGCAGUUUUGUGGUCGUACAGAUAAUCCUCUACAAGGGUAUCAUGGUAAUGCUGCUUCCAAGGCAGAACGAAGCAUCUAAUAGUACGGCUCUAGUCAAAUCAAACAUUUCACUUGAGACAGAAAGCUGAUCUUGCAUGUUUGUCAACAACGUACGCAGGUCAGGCUCCAUAUUCAAAUUGUACUUUCCUUGGACCUUGUGACAGUUCACUGGUCUCUAAUCUUAUUUGGUUGUUGCAUACUAAAGGAUACUGCACGAACAUCUGUAUUGAAGCCUUAUAUGCUAAUGCCGCCAGGAACAUUCCAACAAGGUGGGCAUUAGUACCUGGGAGCAUGGAGCAUGUAGAUGAAUAUCAGUUGAGAACCAAGUGGGGUGGGGAGGGGAUGGAGAGAAAAGGAAAUAUUGUAUUCUCUAGUUUAAAUUUGUUAGAAUCAAAGUUUUCCAUAAUACAGAAAAAUCACCAGUGUAUUUUCUUAAAACUACAAGUGUGCAUUCUAUAAUUCUUCAAGUUGUUGCAAUUUUGGCAAAAAUGUUUUUGCACUGGGGCUUUUCAAAAAUGCUGCUGUAAUUGAAAGUUAAAAUUAUAAAACCUAAGAAAAUUGGUUCAUUACUGCCUUAAGAGGUUGUACAAUUGAUUGUGAACCAUAAAUAUAAAUGUAAGCUUUAGCAAAAUGUCUGAAUUUUAUAUAAAAAUCUUAAUCUGCAAAUUGGACUUAAAGUGCAUUGAACAUAAACUAUAUUUAGAAAAAAGUUUUUAAUUUUUUUGUUUUACAAGCACAUUUUACAAAAAAGACAAGUGUAAAUAUGUAGAAAGGUGGGAUCAGACUUCUCUUCGAACUAUUACGCAGAGGCCAUCUUCAGCAUUACUGUCCAUUUUUAGUUUUUUUGUUUUAAAAGGUGCUGUGAAUGCAACUUUUACAGGAAAUGAUUGAAAACAGAGCUAGCUGUUUGGUGUGAGUAGUAUUCUCCAAUGAAGACUACCAACUAAGCAGUUAGUCUUUAGUUUCAGUUCCCUCGGUCUCUGCAGCACCUUCAUCCCCAGCUUCUUUGUCCUCUUUGUUUCGUUUGUUUUUCUUAUGUUUGUGACGUCUGUGACUUUCUCCUUCCUCACUCUCAUGUUGUUUGCUGUGAAAAUAAGUCAACAGUAAAACUUGUGUACAGAACAGUGAGCUACAAGCAUGGAUGAAUUGCUUCAGGAUGGCUCCUAUGCAUUUGAUUUAACUACUUUUGUGAGCCACAGAGAUCCCAGCAAGCUGCCCAUUUCCCAGGCUUCUCAAAGUAAUGGCACAUGAAGAAAAAAUCCCACAAGAUUUCAAAUAAAUUACACGUAAUGUUAUUCAUGUUCAGUUACUGAACUGAGCAAAAUCCCUUGAGCACUGUGUGAAAACAGCACUUUCAAAACACACAGGGAUUUUUUCUCCAGUGAUGUGAAUAUCAGCAUAAAAGUAACAAGGUUGUUUAGUCAAAUAACUAGCUGCCAUUCACUGAUUUUAGCCCAGACAUGAAUAAUGACCACAUGACUGAGGUACUUGGAGUUCCUGUCAAGCCAUCACUUUUAUGGUUGAAAAUUAACUGGCAAAAUUAUGAUUAAUGCUGAAAAUCACCAACUCCUUUUGUUGCAAAGCAUUAUUGGCAUGCAGUAGCUAAUGUUAGCAAAGGGAGUGACCAGUAACAGUGUAGGAAAACAGGACAGACUCAAAGUGGGAGAUGGUGGAGAAAAGGUGCUGCCAUUUGAAGAAUGUGUCUGAUGUGCAACAGAGUGUAGUUUGAGGGGUUGAGAGGUGUUUGUUUGGGCACAAAUUUAUUUGCAGGACAGUAUUUGGAUGCGGCCUUUGCAGAGGUGCAGCUACCAGCUCUCUCUCUCUCUCUCUCUGGAGAGAGAGAACAAUUAGUUUUAAUCUAUACUUGGGAGAGGUUAGAAGAACGAGAGGAGAUCUAAUUGGGAUAUCUAUGUGCUAAAGGGGAUUGACAAAGUAGACUUUGAGCAGAUAUUCUGGACUACCCUACCGGGUAAACAAAAGGUCAUAGUUUUAGGCUAAAGGGUGGUGAAUUUAAAACAUGAGGAAUUGCUUUGCUCAAAGGGUCAUGAAUCUGUCGAAUUCACUACCACAGAGUAUGGUGGAUGCCAGGCAUUGAAUAAAUUUAAGGAGAUAACUCCACUUUCCCGCCUGCCCUCCAUAAAUUUUUAAUUAGUAAUGGGAUGAAAAGUUAAGUUCAAGAUGAGAUCAGCUAUGAUCAUAGCAGGCUUAAAGGGGUGAAUUGCCUACUCCUACUCCUGGUUCUUGUGCUUUUACAAGGAUUCACAAAACUAGCCACAGUUUGGAGGGGUAGCAAUUGGGAAGAGUGAUGAAUUGGAGACAAAAAAUAGCAAGCAAGAGGUUACGUCAAAAAUUAAUAAGAGGAGUCUUGAACCAGUUACAUGUUUUCAGGAACCUAUCAUGAGUGCUUAAAUGAGAAAUUGCUGUAAAGCUAAGUUCAGAUAUGUAGUUUCUGGAAGUGUUCAUAUUAAGUUUGGUGGAGCUGGCUCGAAGGGCUAAAUGGCCUACUCCUGUUCCUAAUGUUCACCAAGUAUAGUGUCAGGUCUAAAGCACAAAAAGGCCCUUCGAGCCCGCAAUGGUCAAAAACAGUCAUUCUAUUCUAAUCCUAUUUUCCAAUAUUUGGCCCAUGGCCUUGGCAUUGCAAGUACAAAUCUAGAUAUUGAAAAGUUGUCCAAUCAGAGAAGUAGAUGUAACAUUAGGUAUUACGUUCCAGAUUUUGCAAUGCAUACGAUAGUUGAGUAUUGGCAGUACUUUGCCUAUUGCAAACGGGUGAAGUGAUGUACCUUUUUUUGGUGUCAAACUUACUGUGAGUAAAUGACUUAACUCCUGUUUUGACUCCAUCAAUAAGGCUAAUCUUAGAAUGGGGCUGGAGAAAUCUCUAUGCAUAUUCUGACUAGUGAGGGUAGGAUUGCAGGAAACAGUAGGAGAGAAGUCUACUCUAGAUUUCUCAACUAGCACAUCAAGGAAGCUCAUUGGAAAUAAAACAAUCUAAUGUGAAUAGAAUGCAUUAAAGGCGAGUAAGAAAAUUCUUGCAAGACCAUUUAAAAUUGUUUCUACUGUGGCUCAUAUCCAUAAUUGCCUCAAUAUUGGAACAAAAUUCAAUCCACACGUGGAUGGAAAAAAGGUUUAUUGGCAGUAACUGCAUUUUCCUUUCCAAAUCAAAUUUUUCUUCAUGCUAUCCUUCUCUCUGUCUUUGAAUACUGGAGCCUAUCAAUUUGCAUAUUGUGUUUUCCCCUUCCAUUGUAUAAAAUUCCAUCAUUUUCUCCCAUUAAGCAGUCUAAGGUCUUCUUUCUUAGGACUAUGAUACAAGUGUUAUUUUGCUUCAUAUCACAACUACAGAACACCAGAAACUGUCAUAAAGACUGCUUUCUGGGUCUCCUAUUGUGUGGGGUCUUCUGUCCCUACUUCUGGGGCAGAAGAUCCAGGUUCAACUUCGGCCUGCAUCAAACAAUGUGUCAUAACUUACCCAAACAGAUUGAUUAAAGCCU